Molecule: messenger RNA, 4142 nt
Organism: Limulus polyphemus (Atlantic horseshoe crab)
Lineage: Eukaryota; Metazoa; Arthropoda; Merostomata; Xiphosura; Limulidae
Product: DDB1- and CUL4-associated factor 5-like
Exons: 10
Coding region: 43-2574 (843 amino acids)
Biological process (GO): negative regulation of fatty acid biosynthetic process
Cellular component (GO): Cul4-RING E3 ubiquitin ligase complex; cytoplasm
Molecular function (GO): protein binding
Source: RefSeq, a predicted model, not a curated record
GUGUGUAGGCUUGGGUUGUAUGAUAUUUGAGUCUGACAUAAGAUGGCGAAGGAUGAGUGUUUGUUCACUUAUAUAACCCAAAGACAGUAUACUGGCAAUGGUUCUUCUCUUUCAGCUAUUCCUUUUCCAGCUCUUCGGCACCGUUUUAACCAAGCUAAAAAUCUCUACAGAAAAGAUCUCUUUGCUCAUUAUGGUUGUGUAAAUGCAAUUGAAUUCUCUCACGAUGGUGAAUGGCUAGCGUCUGGUGGAGAUGAUAAAAGAGUUCUACUCUGGAAUGUAGAAAAAGUAAUGGCAGGUGAAAGUAAGCCGCAAAGUAUGAAUGCGGAACAUACCAGUAACAUAUUUUGUCUGGGGUUUGACUCUAAGCACUCCAAACUUUUUUCUGCAGGAAAUGAUGAACAAGUCAUUGUGCAUGACCCUAACACUGGUGAAACAGUGAAAAUGUUUUUACAUGAAGAUGCUGUUUAUGGAAUUUCAAUAGAUCCAACAAAUGACUGUGUUUUUGCAAGUGCCUGUGAUGAUGGGCGUGUUCUGGUGUGGGACAUAAGAGAGGGAUCUACUUCAGGUAAUCCUUUCGUGCUUGCUAACUAUACGUCGGCUUUUCAUGCUGUUAUGUACAACCCAGUAGAGCCAAGGUUACUGGCUACUGCUAAUUCUAAAGAAGGGAUUGGCUUGUGGGAUAUCAGAAAACCUCGAACUGUCCUGUUACGAUAUGGAGGAUCCUUGUCUGCACAGAGUGCUAUGAGUGUUCGAUUCAAUUGUUCAGGGACUCGGUUAGUGGCUCUGCGACGACGUCUUCCCCCUGUUAUCUGUAAUUUGCACUCUUCCUACCCAGUUGCUGAAUUUGACCAUCCAGGCUACUACAAUUCUUGUACAAUGAAAAGCUGCUGCUUUGGAGGUGAUAAUGAUCAGUAUGUUCUUUCAGGAUCUGAUGAUUUCAGGCUUUAUGUGUGGAAGAUACCUGAUGAUAUAGAACAUAAAAAGAGUGUUUGGGUUAAUAAAGCUCACCUGGUACUUCGUGGUCAUCGAUCUAUAGUGAAUCAAGUACGAUAUAAUACACUGAGAUCUCUGAUAGUUUCAUCUGGAGUGGAGAAGAUAAUUAAGUUAUGGAGUAUGUUUUCACUUCCGGACUGGUUAGGAAGUUUGGAAAACUAUGGAGAAAUAUCACCUCGCAGAGUCUAUUCACAUGAGGAAUAUAUUGACCUGAUUCUGGAGAGUGGACAGUUCAUGACACAUGACUACAGUCACCAGUCUGUGAAGGAGGAUCCACGCAUGAUGGCUUUCUUUGAUUCAUUGGUUCAGCGAGACAUUAAAGGAUACACCUCCGAUUCUAGUGACCAGACCACAAAUACUGAGCUCUUGGCUGCCUGUUUUGAACUUCAGUCAGAUUCAUCAAACUCUAAAAGUUCUAUUUUGUUGUCGUCUUCCUUGUCCUCAUCUUCAGAUGAGGAAACUCAAAAGGAUGAAGGUAGUUAUCACACAGAUGGAAGUCUCAGUCCUCAAACUAAAUUCUACCUCAGUACAUUGGCUAGUAGAGCAGAAAGUACUUUAACAAACUUGAAUGAUGAAAAUGAAGUGUGGAAUGAUGUUAACUCUGAUAAUUCCGAAAAUCCCAUUUCUCAACUGAUAGCUCACAAACGACAUGAUCAUUUUCUACGGACUGCUAGAGCCUCCUUAAGAAAAACAAAAAAACGCCUUAGAAACAUCAGUAAAAGUACAAAGUGUUCAGGCACUCAACCUAAAGACUCCAUCACAGGUAAAACAUCAAAGACUGAACAAGGCCAUGCUAGAGCCCGUAAAGUUCUUGAUUCAGUGCUGCAGGAUGUUCAAAAAGUAUUAGAUAAAAAAGAUAAGAGAAAGAAGCUUAGGAAGAGAAGAGCAAGAAUUCUUCAGGAUUUGUCAGAUAGUGAUUCCAGUUCAGAUUCUAAUAAAGAGAGUCACCCAAUCAUUGCCAACUUAUCUGGUAGAGAAUCUUGUUGCAACAAGCAUACUGACAACAGUUCUUUCAGCAAUGCUUUAGCAGAUGUAUCCAGUAACCAUUUAUCAAAUACAAUGUAUUCAGUUGAAGGAAAUAGUGUUUUGAAUAAUGUUAAUUCUGCCUUAAAACUGCCUACAUCAACGUUAGACCCUUCACCACUCCAUUGUCAUGAAAAUGAUUUACCAUUAUCACAUGUUGAGACUCAACAGAGCACUUCUAAACAUUGUACAGGACUUUCUUUACAAAACACUAACUCAUUGCUUAACUUAUCUGAAGAUAUUAUACAAUCAUCUGAAGAACAUCCUGUUUGUUUAAAUGAUCACACAAAUAACAAGCUAGAAAAUAAAGAACAUCAUCAGGAUUUCUCUGGCAGUGUAAAUGGUGUAAACAAAUAUGAACAUAAUAGAAUAUCUACCGAAGAACCAAGUCAUAAAUAUCCUUGUUGUGUAAAUGGUGUAAAUAUCCAGGAAGCUUCUAAUUCCAGUCAACAACAUUUGGUAAGUUUUAAAAGGUAUGAACAGAGUAUUCAUUCAACCAGAAAAUAUCGUAAAAGAUGCAGUCAAGAAGAUGAUAAUGCAGAAGAGAAUGACUUGUAAAAAAUGAUUAACUUUAAUACAGAAAUAAAUGUACAAUAGUUAUUUUACCUUUAUGUAUUUGAUGUUAAUUUUUGCAAAGUACAGUGUUGUUUCCUUAAAAUCUGUAUUGUAAUUGGUUUUCUUGUACUGUAUAUAGCUUUCAAGGUAUAUUGCUUUGCGUUUUAGGCUAUUUCAUGUUACAGUGCAUUUUGAAAGUUCAUUAUUGUGAUUACUCCAACACAUAACAUAAUCAGGUUUUUGUUCUGUUGUAUUUGAUGGGCUUCUAAAAAAAAAAGAUUCAAACAUUUUCAAAUUAUUUUUUUCAUACAACGGUGGAUAUUGAUAUUAUGAAUUUUGUAUGCUUUAUUUCUAAAUAAGAGAAAAAGUUAACUACAAGUUUAAACUGAAAAGAUAGACGAUAAUGAUAUCAUUUUAAGAUGAUAACUCUUGAGUUUUAAUAAUAGGUCCUCAAAUGGAUAAAACAUUGAUAUACAAUUUUCAUAAAAGGAGAUAGAAAUGUGUAUUUGGGAAGCUUGGUAUGUUGCUCAGAGUUGAACAUGUAUUUGGGAUUGUUAAUCAUGCAGGUAUGAUUUACUUUGUGGUGUUCUUUAACGUGUGGAAAUACAGUUCAGAGGAGUGUUCACCACCAAUGAUGUUUCCUGUGAAGGUCCUUGUUAUGAAAUAUUGCUGUGCAUUGUAACUUCCACUGCAGGAUUCCGUUUUUUUUUUUGGUAUGCUGAGGUCAAUUGUUUUUAUUGCUCUUGAAUGUCCAUCAAUUAUGUAUGGAUGACAACUUGUGAAGGCUUAUUUGAACAACCCAGAAUGCAUUGGCAGAUAUCUGCAAAUAAUUUAAUAGUAAUUUUGUUUUUUGUAUAGGAACUGGCAUAUUGUCUUGUGCAUAUGACUGGAUAAUUUGUUUUAUAGACAUCUAGUUCACACAAUAAUGGCAUUUCUUUGCUAUGUACAUAGUUUUGGCACAUUAGCUUGGUGGUAUGCAUUUUUCUAGACUCUGUAUUCCAUUUUUGUAUCAACAGCAGAAUAAUAAAUUGCCUGAGUUUUUACAUGUGUAUAAGUAGAUUUAUGUUUUGGCCAGUAAAACAUAUUUCUAUUCAGUUGGAGAACACUGCUAUUUGUUCCAAUGAAUUACCUACUUCAGCUGGUCUUAGAUUACUUCUGGUAAAUGCCGUUUUUUCUCCUCUUCUUGUAGUCAUUAAGUAGUCUGUUCUUUCCUUUCUAGAAUCCUGCUCUUCUUGUUUUCUGAUGUGGUUUAUUGUUACAAAUAGCACUUUCUUUAAGACACUAAACUUUAAUACUUUGUGCUCUUAUAAUAGAGGAAUAUGAGACAUUGAAAAUGUUUGUAACACAAUCCUCCUAGAAUAGGUCACUUUUAGGUGCCAUCCAUGCUUUAAGUCACAGUACUUCAACUGAAUUAUAGCAAGAGGAUCAGGGGUUUUAACCUGUGUAGUAAAAAACCAUAAGGACAACAAGGAUAAAGGUGUUUUUACCAUAGAUCAUGAAAUACCCUCUGUAUAUGCAUUUCUCCACAUUUGCCUAAGUAAAGUAUGGUAAGAUACUAAUGUAGUUACUUA